This is a messenger RNA of Amblyraja radiata (thorny skate), 2532 nucleotides long. It is a transcript of the gene mplkip, whose product is annotated as M-phase specific PLK1 interacting protein. Gene Ontology annotation, cellular component: midbody; nucleus; centrosome. The transcript has a single exon. The record is from RefSeq and is a predicted model, not a curated record. NCBI's taxonomy places the organism in Eukaryota, Metazoa, Chordata, Chondrichthyes, Rajiformes, Rajidae. The coding region runs from base 195 to 779 and encodes 194 amino acids.
AGCGGAAAUGACGAGCGGAGAACGGCCGGAAGAACGGGGAGGAGGACGACGACGGCUUCACAGGCGUCGGGAAUCUUCGACGCGGCCCUGUGUAAGCCUCAGAUCUACCGAUACAGCGGGAGGCGAGCCGGUGUUGUGAGUGAGUGAAGGAAGGAGGAAGGAAGGCGGGGGUUGGAGGAGGGGGUGGGGGAGAUAUGUUCCGCCCGAUGAGGCAGGGCUUCCGCAGCCCGCCGCCUGUAGGCCCGGGUAUGGUCCCGGGCUCGUUCCCCGGCGCGGUGCAGGCCGCAGGCGGCGGAGGGACAUAUCCCUGGGGGCUCCCGACUAAUGCCGGCACCCCGCCUUACGGAAUCCGGCAGCGGCCCUUCGCCAAGUCCCCUCAGCAACAGCAAGGCCUGUCGCCCUUCCACCAACAGCACCGCUACAAAAGCCCGUCACCCGGCCACCAGCAGCCGCAAAGCUUCACACCCCGGCACAGAAGCCACUACUCCUCGCCGCCAUAUCACCCUCACUCCCCGGGUCAAGCAUCGUCUCAGCAGCCUUCCCCCGGUUCGGGCCAUUACCGACGUUACCCGGGCUCGCCCAGGGCGUCGACACCUUUCGGCGGGAGCGGCUACAUCCUGGAGAGGAAAUCGCCGGCGCCCGUGGAGCUGUACUACAAAGCUUCCAUGCUGCAGGACCCGUGGGCUGACCUGCAGCCCGUCUCCGCCUCUGACAUCGACCUGCAGUACAGCAAGCCGCAGGCAGCCAGCGCCGUCAAAAGGGGCAGGUACUUCAGCUAACAGCUUCUGCAAGCAACACCAGACCCUCACUCUCCCUCCCGGGCAAAGAGCAACCUUUUCUCCCACCUCUGGGUAAGGUAGCCAAAUUGACCUCCGCAGUGCUGUCAAGAACUUAACUGUGGUGCCCAUUCUCACUGCUUUCCAGAGACUAAGCCUAUUUUUUAAACAAGAAUUGAUUACAUUUUUUUCCAGAUCGACUUUUUAAACGAGACCUAUUUUUUUAACCACACCGAGUUUGUUUUUUCUUUGCAACACGUGGGAGCUCUUUGGAUGUUAUCUGGUAGAGUGCAACCGUUGCAGUUUAGGAAAGUGCCUGCUCCAAAUAACUCUUUAAAAUCACCAGCCAGUGGACAAUGACUAAUUGUUUUGCAGGUUUCCUCCACUUCUAUGCAUUAACGAGGCAGGUUAGAAAGCGUGUCAUCUAAUUUUUUUACUGUAAGCCACUGAAAAUGGUCAUUUUUUAAACUUUUUUGUCAACUUUUUUAGAUUCAAGGUAAAAGCUUCAAUGUAUUUUUUUGUAAAUCCAUAUUUCUAAUUUUGUGUAUGUAAAAACUGAAGAAAGAAAAAUGUUUUGUGUAUGAUUUCACAGUGAGACGGUGUAUCUGGGGCAUGUGUGCAGUAAAGGUGUGGUGUGUUGGUGUACAUCUUGUUUCAGUUUUUUGUUUUAUAAUUUUUUUCUGGAAAUUAUAGAUAAGAACUUGAGUUAAUCUUUCAUUUUGAAAACACCCUGGAAAUAAAAUAACAUCCUGGCUUGUAUUUGGAACUCAAAGUGAAGGUGGGGAAGAAUUUUAUUACAGAGUAAGGAAAAGUGCUUCUUGGUAACAAAUAGCUUUAAUUAUGACUUGUUACCAUAAAUUUUGCUUGAUUUUAUUUUUAAGCCCAGCGCUGUAGGAACAAUGCUCUUUGGGAACCUUCGACCAUUGAUUAUGGACAGGUGGGCACACUCUGAUUCUGUUUGUAAACAGUUGGUGGGCAGGAAGAUUUUAGAGGUAUUUAUCUUCCUUUUGAUAUACCUGUACUAUCAUUCUGUUGGUAUUGGAAGUCUAGCACUACCCAGCUAUUGUUGAAUAUGUUUAGAUGAUGAAGUUUGCUGGAAUAUUUGGCAAAUACAUCAAGUGAAUCUCAGUGAUGUGUACAUCUGGCAUGUACUUGAUGGAAGUCUUUGUAUGGUGGUUGUGACAACAGUAACUUCACCCUUUCUCCCCUUUCCCCAUUUCAACUAUUGACCCAGCUUCCAGAUGAGUUUGGUCUGCAUGAAGAACAACAGUCAAACUAGGGAACUGUACCACCCUAAGCAAACACUUAUUUAACUUUGGGAAAACAACAGACAUUGCAAAUCCAUUAGACAUUUUAUUGGGCUUGUGAAAUACUUUUACGGUUAAACAUGUUUGAUGGAAAUUAAUAUGGUGGAUACAAUACAUUUUAUUUAUUGUAUCUAAACAUUGAAAUGGGCAACUUUUCUGUCUUGUCAAACCUUGGCUGAUGUACACUGUCUAAAACUAAUGUUUUGGAGGAGGAGGAGGGCUUAAAGUAGAAAGGAAUGUAUAUUUAAUUUAUAUAUUCGUAUACCAACCAUGUCAGGGCCACAAUAUUUGUCUUUUAACUGACAAUUUUCUUUAUUGCUUAGAUUUUAGUAUUACAACAACAAAUUACUGUACCUUAGUGCUUUCUAGUUUGUUCUUAUUCUUGUCAAACAGCACAUCAUAUUUUAAUUGCAGAAAUCCUUUAGUAAUAUUAAAGAAACCUAUGUACA